Falco peregrinus (peregrine falcon) is the source of this 2371-nucleotide messenger RNA. Its product is annotated as taste receptor type 2 member 40-like. Gene Ontology annotation, molecular function: bitter taste receptor activity; G protein-coupled receptor activity. Bases 330 to 1280 code for a protein of 316 amino acids. Gene Ontology annotation, cellular component: membrane. Gene Ontology annotation, biological process: detection of chemical stimulus involved in sensory perception of bitter taste; sensory perception of taste; G protein-coupled receptor signaling pathway. The record is from RefSeq and is a predicted model, not a curated record. The transcript has a single exon. NCBI's taxonomy places the organism in Eukaryota, Metazoa, Chordata, Aves, Falconiformes, Falconidae.
AUACAUAAAUUCAGAGAGUUCUGUGAACUGGAUUACCACAAGUUUUUAAAAAUGCAUCUGAGCCCUUUAAAUGCAAAUCCUUUUUCUGAACUGAAAAGUCUGUAACUGAAUCUUUAUCGAAUUUGCAUGAUUAGAGAAAACAGCUGAGCUAUUUUAAUCAUCAAAAAAUGUAAAAUAACAUAGAUAUUAAAUGACUUAUUAUGAUACUUCUUCCUCUGAUAUAAAUAGGUGAGCAUGCACUGUUAACAGCUAGUAGCAUUGCCCUGCAAGUCUAAGGCUUUCAGGAGCCCAUGAAAAGCUGAGUAAAAAUUGUGAGUUCUUGAGUUGCUAUGUCCAUGUUACUUUGUCUCCUUUUUCUAGCAAUUGCUAUAAUUGAAUCCAUGGCAGGACUUCUAGGAAAUGGAACUAUUUUGGUUGCCAGUUCAACUAGCUGCAUCAGGAGCAAAAUAUUGUCCUCAUAUGAUGCAAUUAUGAUCUUUCUGAGUUUAUCCAGAUUCUUUUUGCAGUCCUGGAUGAUGCUGGAUUUGUUCCUAAGUCUGUUUUGCGAAACUUCCUAUUAUGAAGAACAUUUGUUUGUAAUUUUAAAGACAGUUUUUAUGUUUCUGAACUACUCCAGCUUCUGGUCUGCAGCCUGGCUUAGUGCCUUCUAUUGUAUCAAGAUUGCUAGUUUUACUCAGUCUUUCUUCAUCUGGUUGAAGCAAAGAAUUUCCUGUCUCGUGCCCUGGGUGCUGAUAACAUCAUCUCUUUUCUCCUUUGCAACCUCUCUUCUUUUUGCCUGGGAUGUCUACGAUGUGCACGACAACUUCUCUGCUCCUUCAACCAUGACAAAUUCUUCAGAAAGGAGAGUCACAAUGAAAGCUAGUUUCUUUUUAUUGAUUAUUCUCUGUAAUGCUGGUAUAGCUUUGCCUUUAAUAGUGUUUGUGGUUUCAAGCAUCCUGCUGAUCAGAUCUCUCUGGAUACACACCAGGCAGAUACAAAACAGUGCAACUGGCUUCAGGAAUCCCAGCUUAGAGGCCCAUAUUGGUGCCAUCAAGUCAGUCCUUUCCUUCCUUAUCUUCUAUGUUACGUAUUUUAUUUCUUUGGUUCCAAUUUUAGCUGACAUUUUUUUACCUUUAAGCAUCGGGGAAGCCAUGUGUAUAGCUGUAAUGGCUGCCUGUCCUGCAGGACACUCAAUGGUCUUAAUAUGGAGCAACCCCAAAUUUCGAGAGCUACUAGCUAGGGUUUUGCACCAUGCAAGCUGUCCUGUCAGAACUAGAUCCAUGGAAAAGACAGUGGGCUAGUCUGGGCUUUCCAGUUUAGAUCCAAGUCACCACCAGAGGUAUGAAGUAAUAGAAGCAUGAAUGAGUAGGCUAUAGGCCUGAUCUGGAAACGCGAAGAAGCUGGGAAUUUGCUUCACUUAGACAUGAUCUUGUAAUGAAGAAUUCUAAAAGUUCUCUCCUAUGUUGAAAGAUGAUUGCCUGCAGAAUACAUGUACUCUGCUUGCUGUAUUUCUUUAGAAAUCACCACUGUUUCUCUAAGACAGCAGAAAAACAAGGCCAAGACUUGGACAAUAAUGUAAUCACUCAAAAUGCUCUAAGUUACAAAUCAGACUCAUGAUGCUGACAGAACAGACUUGCUUAAGCACCAGCACGUGCAAAUUUUAAAUGUGAAUAUGAAACUUGAAAGCUGUUUCUGGUCAGUUAGCACAUAAUGAGGAUGCUAAGGAAUUCCCAAAAAUUUUUGACUGCUUGUUGAUUCUCUAAGUAGAAAAAUAUUUGUUGAUUCUAAAAGCAUCUUUAAGAUUCCAGUAUGAUUUGGUAAAGAAUGAGACAGCCUUCUGAGCUUCCUGCUAUUGAUGAACUAGUAAUCAGUGUCUCUGUUCCCAGCAAAAAGGUAUAUUGGAUAGGAAAAAGAAUUUCCUUAAUAUCAGACUCUUCUGAAUAAUGAAUUGACAGGAUACUAUUUUGGGAUUUGCUAUGGAGAAUAGAUUCUUCAAAUCAGAAGCAUGGAUUUGUGUCAUUUAAAUAUUGUCAAGUAUCAUUAAAUUACUAAAAUAUUUAAAUUAAUUAAUUAGCAUUACUGAUAAAGUAGUUCAGAAAUGUUUAAAUGCAUGGCUUGAUAUUAUCUUUAAAAUUUUCUAGAAAUUGCACAUCUUCGUGAAGUGUCUCAAUUUUGACAAGCUGUGUCCUAUAAUUUUUUCUACACAGGAAUUCCUUCAGCUUUAGAAAUAAAUUACAAUUUCCUGGACAAAUCACAUGUUUUGGCAGAGUCCAAAACUCAGCACAUUAUCGUUAGACUAGGACUGGAAGUUUAUGAUCUUUUUCAGUUGCAGUGGGAGUUUACGUUCUUUUAAAGUGAUCAUCACUUGUGUGGACAAAGCCCAUUCUGAUUU